Lactuca sativa (garden lettuce) is the source of this 1869-nucleotide messenger RNA. RefSeq names its product EEIG1/EHBP1 protein amino-terminal domain protein. The record is from RefSeq and is a predicted model, not a curated record. Lineage: Eukaryota; Viridiplantae; Streptophyta; Magnoliopsida; Asterales; Asteraceae.
UUCCGUGUUUGUAUCCCUCCAACGCCGUCUUCAAAACCAUGUAUAAAACAACCUUAAAUUCUCCCUCUUUUUCAACAAGAUUUCUAAUUUCUGAUAAAAUUCUUCAAAUCAAAUGGUUGUAAAGAUGAAAAAAUGGUCUCCGUGGCAGCAUCAGCCGCCGGUAGUCACGGGAUCCAAGAAGUUUCGAGUGAAGGUGGAGAGGAUAAAGCUAGAAGGAUUCGAACAUGGAGGCGGAGGCGGAGAGAAGGUUAUGGGAGUGGAAUUGAGGUGGAAAGGGGAACGAAAACAUGGUUUAGCGGCGGUCGGGUUUCAUCGGCGGCGGCCGGGAGAGCGGUGGUGCAAGGAGAGGAUUGUGAGGAAAGGAGAGGUUAUCGUGUGGGAAGAGGAGGAUGAUUUGGAGAAUAUUUGCUGGUUUUCAACGGUGGCAUCAAAUGCUUUUGAUUUAAAUCAACACAAAUUUGCACCAUGGAUUGUAACUUUCAAAUUCACCUAUGGAGAAUACAACAAAGGAAAAACGGCGGUGAUCGGAAAAGUUUCACUGGAUUUGGCUGAAUUAGCUUCGAGAAUUGAUUCUCCAGUGAUCGAAAAGAAGCUUCCCGUUGAUCUCGAGGUCGCCGGAUUCACGACGCAAGCUACAAUCUCGGUUUUGCUGAGUUUUGUCGAAAUCAAUGACUCGGUCCAACUCGCUCACGAGGCAACUCAAUCCGAGGAUGUCGUAGAAGUUGCAAAAGCCGAGAAGAACCAGUCGAGUCUCGAGGAGGUGUUGUUUUCGGACUCGGAUAACUCGGUCACAUUCGACUCGGAGGGGACAUCCGAGUCACGAGACGUGACUCCGCCACGGUCUAUGAUUGCCGUUCCGCCGGAGCUGGACAAAAAGGCUAAUUUCUUUAACUGGAAGAGGCAACGACUGAACAAUCGGCGGGAAAAAUCGAAAGUCGAAGAUUCCGGCGAGUCAAUCGUCUCCGGUUCAGAGCAAAUAAAUUUAAUCCAAAAUUCAUUUCCUAACACAUGGGAUGCAAGAAACUUCGUUAGUCGAGAUGGAGAAUCAAAGCUCAACACACAGUCAUUCUUCGCCUCCUUUGAUCAACGAAGUGACAAAGCCGCCGGACCAAGCGCCUGCACCGCCUUGGUAACAGUUAUCGCCCAUUGGCUCGAAUCAAACGCCGCCACCACCACCAUGCCAACUGUCCAACAAUUCGACUCUCUCAUCAUCUCCGGCUCCUCCGAGUGGAGAAGCCUCUGUGAAAAAGAAACCCACGUGGCAGAAUUCCCAGACAAACAUUUCGACCUCGAAACCGUUUUACAUGCCGGAAUCCGGCCAUUAUCAGUUUCUCGAGGGAAAUCAUUCGUGGGGUUUUUUAGCCCGGAGAAAUUCGAUUCAUUGACAGGAGUGAUGUCGUUUGAUGAGAUAUGGGAUAACGAGAUUAGUCGAAGCCCUGGGGUUUAUAUCGUGAGUUGGAACGAUCAUUUCUUUGUGUUGAAAGGGGAUGAAGAUGGUUACUAUAUUAUUGAUACUUUGGGUGAACGGCUUGUUGAAGGGUGUGAUCAAGCUUAUAUCUUGAGGUUUGACCAUGGCUCCUAUUUGACUGAAAGUGGAAGCAACGAGGUGAUUUGCAGAGGGAAAGAGUGUUGUAAAGAGUUCAUCAAGAGGUUUUUAGCAGCCAUACCACUAAAAGAGCUUGAAAUGGAGGAGAAAAAAGAGGCUGUCCCUUACUACUCGUUGCACCACCGUCUGCAGAUCGAGUUCAACUUCUGUAGUACGGUGUAACCACCACCUUGGUGCGGUUUCCGACCACCAAUGCGGUGGUGGACUUGUAUAUUUGUGUAUAUAAACUAAAUUCAUGGUGAUAUAGACUGAAUUUAUGGAUA